Molecule: messenger RNA, 1884 nt
Organism: Didymosphaeria variabile
Lineage: Eukaryota; Fungi; Ascomycota; Dothideomycetes; Pleosporales; Didymosphaeriaceae
Exons: 2
Coding region: 1-1884 (627 amino acids)
Biological process (GO): electron transport chain
Cellular component (GO): mitochondrial inner membrane
Molecular function (GO): iron-sulfur cluster binding; electron-transferring-flavoprotein dehydrogenase activity
Source: RefSeq, a predicted model, not a curated record
AUGGCUUCCCGGUCACUCGCAGCGUCGCUACCUCGACGAUUCUUCUCGUCGCCACGCUCCGUGAAGUUUGCGCCUCGUACAUUUUCUUGCACCGCGCAGCGAACACAGUCACCGUGGGAGUCGUACCGUCCCGCGCUGCUUUUUGCCGGCCAACGAAGAGCCAUCUUCUCCACCGCUCGAUCCAGAUUCGCCCAAGUACGCGAUGACGACCCACGGCAAAUAGAACGGGAAGCAGACGAGGUCGACGUCUGCAUCGUUGGUGGCGGGCCCGCGGGGCUGUCAGCAGCUAUCAAGCUGAAGCAGCUGGCAAAUGAGGCCGGCAAUGAAGACUUUCGAGUGUUGGUGCUUGAGAAAGCCGGAGAAAUGGGUGACCACAUCGUUUCUGGCAACGUCAUCGAGCCGUCCGCCCUUGAUGAGCUUCUUCCCGACUGGAAGUCGGAGGAUAACCCCAACCGCUACGAACACAUCACACCCGCCAAAGAAGAUCGCAUGCGCUUCUUGACCAAGACUGGCUCGAUAUGGAUGCCAAAGCCUCCGCAGAUGAACAACCACGGCAACUACAUAAUAAGCCUGAAUCAGCUGGUUAAAUGGCUUGGUGAGCGGGCAGAAGAGGUUGGUGUGGAGGUAUAUCCUGGCUUUGCGGCCUCGGAGAUACUAUAUGACCACGAAGGCGCUGUCAAGGGCGUUGCAACAAACGAUCUCGGCAUCUCAAGGGAUGGUACACCCAAGGACUCUUUCGAGCGUGGCAUGGAAUUUCAUGCUCGCGUGACGCUGCUGGGAGAGGGUUGUCACGGCAGUCUUUCGAAACAAGUCAUCAAGAAGUACGACUUGAGACGUGACAGCCAGCAUCAGACAUACGCCCUUGGUAUCAAGGAAAUAUGGGAGAUACAACCGGAGAAAUUCCAUUCGGGCCUGAUCUGUCACUCCAUGGGAUAUCCCCUUCCUAGGGACACCUAUGGUGGUGGCUGGAUGUAUCACUUCGGAGACAACAUGGUGAGCAUUGGCUUGGUGACAGGCCUGGACUACCCCAAUCCAUGGCUGGCGCCCUAUGGCGAGUUCCAGAAAAUGAAGCACCACCCUUUCUACCGAGAUGUGCUAGAGGGAGGCAAGUGCAUAUCAUAUGGUGCUAGGACGCUCGUAGAGGGUGGCUUCCAGUCAAUACCAAAAUGCGCUUUCCCCGGUGGUGCUUUGAUUGGCGACACCGCGGGAUUCUUGAAUGUGCCAAAGAUCAAGGGCACUCACACCGCUAUGCGAUCUGGAAUGCUUGCAGCGGAAGCGACCUGGGACGCUCUGCAGGGCAACGCAGAAGGCUCUGUGUUCCUGUAUGAUUACGAGGACAAACUGCGCAACUCAACCAUUUGGUCAGAGCUAAAGCAGGUUCGAAACAUGCGACCUUCUUUCCACAGCCCAUUUGGGUUCUUUGGCGGUGUUCUCUAUUCAGGUCUAGAGGCAUAUGUUCUCCGAGGCAAGGCGCCCUGGACACUGAAGCAUGGGAAACCAGACUAUGCCGCCACAAAGACCGCGGGCGUGUGCGAGAAGAUCGAAUACCCUAAGCCAGACGGCAAAAUCAGCUUUGAUAUCUUGACAAGUGUCAGCCGGAGCGGCACCAAUCACGAGGAAGAUCAGCCCGUCCACCUGCAGGUAAAGGACUGGGAUGCACAUGCUCAGAAGGAGUGGCCCAAGUAUAAGGGCGUCGAAAAUCGCUUCUGCCCCGCCGGCGUUUACGAGUAUGUUGAGGACGACAGCAAGGAACUGGGCGUCAGGUUUCAGAUCAACGCCCAAAACUGCGUGCACUGCAAGACAUGCGAUAUCAAAGUACCGGAUCAGGAUAUCAACUGGGUCACUCCGCAGGGUGGCGAGGGUCCCAAGUAUGUAUUGACCUAA